Messenger RNA from Trifolium pratense (red clover), 1810 nucleotides. RefSeq names its product protein IQ-DOMAIN 21-like. The transcript has 5 exons. Bases 333 to 1670 code for a protein of 445 amino acids. The record is from RefSeq and is a predicted model, not a curated record. Gene Ontology annotation, molecular function: protein binding. Lineage: Eukaryota; Viridiplantae; Streptophyta; Magnoliopsida; Fabales; Fabaceae.
AGUAUACGGAUUUUCCUAUAUAUAUGUACCACACCAGACACCACCGAAGAGAGUUAUUACAAAGUCAUCUGUCUCUCUGACCAUAUUAUGUACACACACGCUCUCUCUGUUCUGUCACGGUAUCCUCACUCACUCACUCACUCACCAUUCUUUCUUUUUGCAUAACAAUUAGGAUUUCAUAACUCUCUCACUUUGCUAAAUCACCAAACAUUACUGUUCCAUGAAUCUGAAUAAUGCUGCUGCUGCUGCCAUACAAAACACAUAAAAGACCAGACCAGACACCAGUUAGUUAGUACCACCCAACAACAUAGUCAUUCAUCUCAGAAACGCAGAUGGGUAAGAAAGGAAGUAGUUGGUUUUCAUCGGUGAAGAAAGUUUUCAAGUCUUCUUCUAAGGAUUCUCCGGUGCCGGUGAACAAGAAGGAAAAGGAAGAGAAUUGGCAGCAUGAAGCAGCAGAGGAGGUAUCUUUGGAACAUUUUCCUGCAUAUAGUUCACCAGAUAUCACCAAUGAAGGAAGUACCACCACAUCAACACCAAUGACUGAAGAAAGAAAUCAUGCUAUUGCCUAUGCAGUAGCAACAGCAGCAGCAGCUGAAGCUGCAGUGACAGCAGCUCAAGCAGCUGCUAGAGUUGUGAGAUUGGCAGGUUAUGGACGUAACUAUAAGGAAGAAAAAGCAGCAAUACUCAUUCAAUCAUACUAUAGAGGAUACCUAGCUCGACGUGCACUGCGUGCUUUGAAGGGAUUGGUGAGGCUGCAAGCACUUGUGAGGGGACAUAAUGUGAGGAAGCAAGCACAAAUGACAAUGCGGUGCAUGCAAGCAUUGGUAAGAGUACAGGGAAGAGUAAGAGCUAGAAGACUCCAAUUGACUAAUGAGAAACAUCAUAGGACAUUGGAGGAACAACAUCCUGUGACAAUGUUUGACACAAGUGGUUGGGACUAUAGGCGUAAAAGUAGCCACAAAAUUAAGGAAAAUGAUUUCAGGAAACAUGGAACUAUAAUGAAUAAAGACAAAACUCUUCCAUACUCUUUCAACCACCAGCAACUACAAAAGCAAUAUUUGCAAAUAGACCCAAAUGUUGAUGAUAUUGAAAGUUAUGGCAAUGAACGUGAAAGAGCUCAAUUGGAUUGGAAUUGGUUGGAACGUUGGAUGUUAACACAAUCACACAAUGUUAGGCCUAUAGGAUUGGGCCCACUUGGGACCCCACCCUACACACCCACUGAUGACAUGUCUGAAGAAAAAACAGUUGAAAUGGACAUGGUCGCACCAAGAGACUCAAUGCAUGCAAACAUGGGCCUAAUGAAUCAAGAAUCUCAUGAUUUAAGCCCAAUUGCUAAACACCACCAACGAAAUCACAGUGGAGGUGUACCUAGCUAUAUGGCCCCAACCCAAUCUGCAAAGGCCAAGAUUCGGAGUCAAGGCCCGAUAAAGCAUCGGGCUUCGUUUGGGUCUUAUUGGAAUUCAUCAUUAAGGAGUCCUCCAAGUGGGCUGGGCUAUGACUCAUCUGGGUCUGGUGGGGCCGCCACUCAUCCGAUUACGAGAAGCCCAAGCCCAAAAAUAAACGGAAUUCGUCUUCAAUCGAAACGGAUUUCGGGUGUUAGCCCAGAUAAUGUUGGUGUUGAGGAUUGGCCUAAUCAUCAUGGAGCUCAUGCUUGGGCUAGAUUUGAUUGAUUUGUUUAUUUUCUACACCUUGUUAUUAUAAUUAUACUACCAUGUUUUGUGUGGUCUAAACUCUAAACCAUGGGCAUGAAUUUGUAAUUUAAUUAGUAUAUGAUUAUUUAAGAAUGGUGUAAUGUGAUGAAAUUGUAUAA